CACCUAAAAGGAAGAGACUUAUUCAUGGCCUAUGAGACAGAGGAUCACAAGACUCAGUACUGCUUUCCUGCCAUUAACUCAUCAUGUAUCAAGGGAAGGCGCUCUAGAUAUGAAUACAAUUUCAUGUACUUGUUUUUUUCAGUGCUGUCAGCAUGUACUGUGUUUCUGAACCUGCUAGUGAUCAUCUCCAUCUCUCACUUCAAAAACCUCCACACUCCAACCAACCUGCUCAUUCUUUCUCUGGCUGUGGCCGACCUGCUUAUUGGACUUAUUGUCAUGCCUAUAGAGGCGAUCAACCUGACUGAGACAUGCUGGUACUUUGGAGACAUUUUCUGUAGACUGUUUUUAUUGAUCUUGGGACUGCUCCUUUCAGCAUCUCUCAGUAAUUUAGUUUUAAUUGCUGUUGAUCGUUAUGUGGCUGUGUGUCACCCUUUACUGUACCCACAGAAAAUAACAACAGCUAAAAUUUUAGCGAGUAUCUGUAUCUGCUGGUUUUGCUCUUCAGUUUACAAUACUGCUUUUGCAGGCAGCAUGAGAUAUUCUGAUUCACACAGAACAGAUGUGUGUUAUGGAGAGUGCAUAUUUAUGAUUACUUUUGCUUGGAAAGUUUCUGAUCUGUUGAUUUGCUUGCUGUUCCCGUGCACUGUGAUAAUAACAUUAUAUUUGAGGAUAUUCUAUGUUGCACACAAGCAGGUCAAAAUCAUAAACUCUCUAGUGAAGAGUCGAAAAUGUAUAACGGAAGGCUCUGUGAGGAGGAAAUCUGAAAGCAAGGCUACUCUAACAUUAGGAAUCAUUGUGACAGUUUAUCUGCUUUGUUAUAUUCCAUACUUUAUUUUGUCUCUAAUAGAAUAUAUAGAAAUGACAUCAGCCACAACCAUUAUAUUAUGGCUUUUUUAUAUUAAUUCAGGUCUGAAUCCUCUUAUCUAUGCUUUUUUUUAUCCCUGGUUUAAAAAGUCAGUUAAACACAUCCUAACUCUUAAAAUAUUUCAACCAGCAUCUUCUCUGGUGAACCUUUUUACAGUUUAUCAUUCAUGA
Messenger RNA from Myxocyprinus asiaticus (Chinese sucker), 1035 nucleotides. RefSeq names its product trace amine-associated receptor 13c-like. Gene Ontology annotation, biological process: G protein-coupled receptor signaling pathway. NCBI's taxonomy places the organism in Eukaryota, Metazoa, Chordata, Actinopteri, Cypriniformes, Catostomidae. Gene Ontology annotation, cellular component: membrane. Gene Ontology annotation, molecular function: trace-amine receptor activity. The record is from RefSeq and is a predicted model, not a curated record. Bases 25 to 1035 code for a protein of 336 amino acids. The transcript has a single exon.